Molecule: messenger RNA, 2762 nt
Organism: Cornus florida
Lineage: Eukaryota; Viridiplantae; Streptophyta; Magnoliopsida; Cornales; Cornaceae
Product: glutathione gamma-glutamylcysteinyltransferase 1-like
Exons: 9
Coding region: 486-2459 (657 amino acids)
Biological process (GO): detoxification of copper ion; cellular detoxification of cadmium ion; phytochelatin biosynthetic process
Molecular function (GO): metal ion binding; glutathione gamma-glutamylcysteinyltransferase activity
Source: RefSeq, a predicted model, not a curated record
AACAAUUAGGAUACUUGAAGGUUACUUUUGUCAUUUAUUUAAUUUAUAAAUAAAUAAAAGGGGAACCAGAAAAAAAAAAAAAAAAAAAAAUUUGAAAAACAUAGAAGAGACUUGAACAAAAAGAAAGAAAAAGUGAGACAAAUAUUGAAAUUCGUCUCUUUGUCCAGAACACGCCAACCAAUCCAAUAGUAUCACUAAAACAGCGCACGUAAUGAUCAAUGGAUUACUGUUUGAAAACGGCUCUUCUGAUAUGAUUCCCGAUUACGACUGUUAAUCCUGUGACGGUCGGUGGACAGACUACUUUUACCUGACAAGACAGCUUUCGCGAGCAGGGCAUUCCCUUUUUUCAAAGUUGAAAUCCUCAAAUUUACGCGCGCUGUCCCAAGCAGAAGAGGCGUUUUCUUCACGUAUUCGGGAAAGUCUCUCGGAAAAACCCUAGAACUCAUCACACCUCAUCAUCUGAUAGUUAAGCGAUUCCAAAAAAAAUGGCGAUGGCUGGUUUGUACAGGCGAAUCCUCCCUUCCCCUCCCGCCAUCGAUUUCGCUUCAUCCGAAGGAAAGCAACUCUUCCUGGAAGCUGUUCAAAAAGGAACCAUGGAAGGUUUUUUCAAGUUGAUCUCAUACUUUCAGACACAAUCAGAGCCUGCAUAUUGUGGAUUGGCCAGCCUUGCCAUGGUCUUGAAUGCCCUCUCUAUUGAUCCAGGCAGAAAAUGGAAAGGGCCUUGGAGAUGGUUUGACGAGUCUAUGCUGGACUGUUGCGAGCCCUUGGAAAAGGUUAAAGCUAAGGGCAUCUCAUUUGGAAAGGUGGUAUGCUUGGCUCGCUGUGCUGGAGCAAAAGUUGAUGCUUUUCGGACAAAUCUGAGCACUAUUGAUGAUUUCCGUAAGCAUGUAAUGGAAUGUUCCACUUCUAGUGAUUGCCACGUGCUCACAUCAUACCAUAGAGGAACUUUUAAACAGACAGGAGCCGGUCACUUUUCACCUAUUGGUGGUUACCAUGCUGAAAAGGAUAUGGCACUGAUUCUGGACGUUGCACGUUUUAAGUAUCCUCCUCAUUGGGUUCCACUAACACUCCUUUGGGAAGCCAUGGACACUCUGGACGAAGCAACUGGACUCAGUAGGGGGUUCAUGCUAGUAUCUAGGCUUCAUAGAGCGCCAUCACUUCUUUAUACCCUGAGCUGUAAACAUGAGAGUUGGAUCAGUAUUGCAAAGUACUUGGUGGAUGAUGUCCCUCUUCUGUUGAAGUCUAAGGAUGUGAAAGAUAUUAAGGAUGUGCUCUCCAUGGUUCUAAAAUCUCUCCCCUCAAAUUUUGGGGAAUUCAUCAAGUGGGUUGCUGAAGUUCGGAGACAAGAGGAUGGUGAUCAAAGUUUAAGCCAAGAGGAGAAAGGAAGGCUUGUUGUUAAGGAAGAGGUAUUGAAACAAGUGCAGGAGACAGGUCUACAUGAACAUGUGACAUAUUUUUUAAAUUCAGAAAAAUCAUGUUGCAGAUUCAUUCCAACUUCAAGUGAUGAAGAUAGUUUGCCUGAAAUAGCAGCAAGUGUUUGUUGCCAGGGGGCAGGGUUUUUUGUAGGGAGGUCAGGCUCAUCAGAUCGGUUUUGCUGUCGGGAAACAUGUGUGACAUGCUUUCAAGCUAACGGCGACAAGCCCAUUACAGUAGUGUCCGGGAUGGUGCUGAAUGGUAAUGGUAAGCAAGGGGUUGAUGUCCUGGUCCCUUCAUCUCAAAUGAAGGGUUGCUCUGGCUCUGUCCCAGAUAAUUGCAUUGUCAUGCAUCCAGCUAGCAAUGAUAUUCUUACAGCACUUCUAUUAGCCUUGCCUCCAGAAACAUGGUCGGGUAUCAAAGAGGAGAAGCUUUUGCAGGAAAUACGUAGUCUUGUUGCAUCUGAAAACCUUCCUACUCUGCUCCAAGAAGAGGUUUUGCACUUGCGAGGACAACUUCAUCUUCUCAAGAGAUGCCAAGAUGAUAAGGUCAUAGGUCAAGAAACAAGAGGUGUCUCUCAGAGAUUGAAAUUCCACAGUGAAGAAGCUGGAAUUGACUGCCAGAGUUGGAAGCACAGUUCAAAGUGGAACCACAUGAUUAAGGAUAGCGAUGGGUUGUCUUAUUCCGAUAACCUGCCCCUAUCACAUGCCUUAAAUCGUUUUAUGGGUGGGUUCGGGGAGAAAUAUAACUCUCAGAGAUUGAAAUUCCACAGUGAAGGAGCAAGAAUUGUCUGCGAGAGUUGGAAGCACUGUUCAAAGUGGAACCACAUCAUUAAGGAUAGCAACGGAUUAACUUAUUCCGGUAACCUGCUCCAAUCACCUGUCUCAAACCGGUUUAUGGGUGGGUUCAGGGAGAAACAUGUAAACUUGCCUUGUGCUAGGAGCAAGGUACGAUUUAUGGCCAAACCUUCCCCGUUAUCCUUCGUAUGUUGUAGAAAGCCCAGUUUUCCCUGUAGUUUGUCUGUUCCAUUCGGCUGCCUCACUUAGAGAAGACGGGUGGUAUCAUAGAGGUGCCUGUGUUGCUGCCUGCCAUUGCCGAAGUAUUUAUUAACUGAUUUAAGUGAAGUUUUAUAAAGAGUUCACUUGUAACACUAGUAGCUUUUGCCCUUCCGAGCCAGAGAAGCUGGUAUGGUUCGUUUGCGUUCAGACGCUGUGUUUAGUACAUCCCCAUCCUGUAACUAGUUGACAUAGUAUAUAUUAACCGGUAGAAUUCUUGGAAUGGUUGAAAGAUAUUCCAAACGGAAUUAAAUGAUCACUUCCCUUGGUUAUACGAGAUUAUGGUUUUGGUGA